CCGUCCAGCUGCACUUCUGCACAGUAGUGAUUUACACGGCAGUGAUGAGCAGAGUUUGUCUGUUUUCUUAGACGUUUGCUUAUUUUUGGAGGCUGUUCUCGAGCCCGUCUGACCAGGGGAUUUUCUACCUACUAUUGGAAUUCCCAGCAGCCCUAUGAUGAGGAAAUGGACGUUAGGAUUAUUAACAGCCUGUCUGUUCCUGUCAUGCACCAGAGGACAAAACCAGGGGGACGUUCAAGCUGGUUGUAGCACCACUCCGAACGACCUGGUGUACAUCAUCGAUGGCUCCUCGAGUCUCGGGGCUUCGGACUUCGAAACGGCCAAGCGUUGGCUCAUCAACAUCACCAGCAACUUCGACGUGAGUUCCAGACACACUCAGGUGGCUGUAGUGCAGUACAGCGACACGCCGCGCCUGGAGAUCCCUCUGGGGAAGCACCAGAGCACUCAGGAGCUUCUCCGAGACAUCGCAGCCAUCUCUUACCUCGGGGGCAAGACCCAGACAGGCCGCGCCAUCAAGUUCGCCACCGACCACGUCUUCUCUCCGCUGAUCCACACCAAGAAGGCCACCAGGAACCGCAUCGCCGUUGUUCUGACUGACGGCCGGUCUCAGGACGAUGUGGUGGACCCAGCGAUGGAAGCCAAAGCCCAGAACAUCGUGUUGUACGCUGUUGGAGUAGGAGAUGAGAUCACAAACGCUGAGCUGGUGUCCAUGGCCAACAAGCCUGCGUCCACGUACGUUCUUCACGUGGAGGACUACACCUCCAUUGGGAAUAUAAAGGAAGUGAUGGAGCAGAAACUCUGCGAGGAGUCAGUGUGUCCUCUGAGGAUUGCUGGUACAGUGAACGGACAGAAGGGCUUCGACCUGAUGAGUCUGAUGGAGAUCGAGACGAAGGCUAAGAAGGUCCAGGGAUCUCUAAUAUCAGAAGGAGCUUAUCUGCUGAGCCCUCGCCUAGAUCUCACUCACAGCACCAGAGAGAUCUUUCCAGAAGGCCUCCCCCCUUCCUACGUCUUUGUGUCCACCCUGCGUGUUAAGAACCCGGCUCAUCGUAUGAAGUUUGACCUCUGGAGGGUGCAGUCCGAAGACGGGGUCAAACAAGUCUCUGUGACCUUGAACGGCGCUGAGAAGUCCGUCAUAUUCACCACCACCAGCACAGUGAAGAGCGAGCAGACCAUCAUAUUCAAUGACCGAGGCAUCAGGAGGCUCUUUGACACAGACUGGCACCAGCUGAAGCUCCUGGUGAGGCCCAGACGCAUCACGUGUUAUCUGGAUGGCGUGUACGUAGAGGCGCAUCUCAUGGAUCCAGUGGUUCCAAUCUACAUCAAUGGGAAGACACAGGUGGCCAAAAAAGUCACUAUAGACACAACCGUGCCAAUCAUCCUCCAGAAACUCCGGCUGUAUUGUGACCCACUGCAGAGUGAGCGAGAGACGGCCUGCGAGAUCUACUCUGUGGAGGACGAGCGGUGUCCUGCUGAUCGUGCUCUUGCUGUGGAGGGCUGCGAGUGCCCUAGCGGUAAACCAGGCCCACCUGGACUCCCUGGAUCUAUGGGCUUCAGGGGAGAGAAGGGGCGAGAGGGACCACCUGGCCCGGAUGGAAAGCCUGGGAAGUCUGGAGAGAGGGGGGCACCUGGGGAGCCCGGAAGAAAUGGAGAAAAAGGUGAGGUAGGUCAACCAGGACAACAGGGAGAGACAGGACUGCCCGGUGCCAAAGGGGAUAUGGGAGACCAAGGACCACCAGGAUUACCCGGACCCCCAGGACCAGCAGGCUCUGGAUUCUCUACAUGGGAUGAAUUUGGAGUAGAAGGAAGCAAAGGUCUUCAUGAGGGAGAAGUAGGUCCUCCAUUACAUGGCGGGCCACAAGGAGAGCCUGGAAUGCCUGGAAGAGACGGACUCGCCGGGCCUGCUGGACCAAAGGGUGAAAAGGGGGGCGUUGGUGAACCCGGAGCAGACGGACAGAGCGGUGAUCCUGGCAUUCAAGGACUUCCAGGAGAAGUGGGGCCUGUUGGACCCAAGGGGGAGAGAGGCUUACCAGGACCAGCAGGACCGAUUGGACCAGCAGGACCUCAGGGACCACCAGGGCCAGACGGACCCCCCGGGAAAGAGGGAGCUAUCGGCCCAAAGGGAAAUUCUGGUUCUCGAGGGCAGGAUGGCUUACCAGGUGCACCAGCCCCUAAAGGAUCAGACGGAGAACCCGGGAUUCAGGGUCCUCCAGGAAUUCAGGGUCUACCAGGUUUAAAAGGCCAUAAGGGUGAAUCCGGAGAGCUUGGUCCAAAAGGAAGUCAGGGAGAGAAAGGCAUUGAUGGAUCUCCUGGGGUUCCUGGAGCACCUGGUGAGCCUGGUCUCAGAGGGAGUAAAGGAGAGCGUGGUGUAUCCGGAGAUCCAGGAACCAAUGGAGUUAAUGGGAAAAUGGGAGAAAUGGGGCCGAUGGGACCAGUAGGACCAAGAGGCACCCCAGGUCAGGAUGGAAUGCCAGGACAACCGGGGGUCCCAGGGUACCCAGGAAAACCAGGAAAGCCACCUUCAGAGGAGCACCUGAUGAAGAUUUGCGCUACAGUGCUGCAGAAUCAACUGCCCCAGCUCCUCCAGGUGAUGUCACCCAGCAGUUGCCAACACUGCGAGAGGGUUCAGGGACCCCGAGGUGAACCGGGCCCACCUGGACCUCAAGGCCCGGCAGGACCCGCAGGUUAUCCUGGUAGACCUGGGUCUCAGGGAUACCCAGGAACACCGGGAAAUAGGGGACCUGCUGGCAUGAAAGGUGAUGUUGGACCAAUGGGCAUGAAAGGGGCCAAAGGGCAAGCAGACAUUGGGUUACCAGGUCCACCUGGGCCACAAGGUAUGCAGGGUCCUCGGGGAGACGACGGAGAGGGGUAUCCUGGACCCCAGGGGCCUGCCGGAAAACCAGGUUCACCUGGCAUCCCAGGAAAACGGGGGCCUCCAGGAGCCACAGGAGUUUGUGACCCAUCUUCCUGUUAUCCAGCAUAUGGCCACCAAGGAAACCCCUUCAGUAAAGGGCCCAACUUUUAGCAACCUGCUGCCUCUUUGGCCUUCUUUAUUCCAUAUCCAUCUGACUGAGGAUGGCUUAAGAGGCCUACAACCACUUGUGGUGCUCUGUAUUGACUCUGGAUUAACUCUAUAUUGACUCUGGAUUGACUUUCAUUGGGCCACUGGCCUUUAACCUCUUUGUUCUUGACCCCUGACCGAGGUCAAACUGAUUGAAAGAUUGACACGUGUAUUAAUUGUUUUGUUUCGUUUAACUGAUAUUAACCAAACUGAAAGUUUGAAAGUGGUUUAUUACUUGAGCUACAUGUACUACUUCUCGUUCUUAUCUACAAAGAUAAUAAUUAUCACCUGAUAUAGCAGAUAUUCUUGCUUUUUGGCAGCCUUUAACAUCCCAAUAGUAUGUGCAGUGUGCAGUGCAGUGCAUGAGAGCACGCUUAACUUACCCUGUGUUCACGCUGGCAGGUGACAGAGCAACAAGCGACCAGUCAUUUCCUAUGGAAGUUUGCGAUUUGUUGCCACGAUUUAGUGAUAAGUGUCAAAAGACACAGCAACAGGGUGUCUGAUGGUGACUAAUGUGACGAAUCGAGUUGAGAUUUUUUUGAGACUUUAAGCAAAUGAAUUUUGACUCAGUGAAGCAUUAUUUUACAACUUUUUCCACUUUUUAACCAACCGUAAUAGACAUGGUAGUCUGACGUUACCAGGCUUUGCUUUUGGAACAUUUGGUUCUCAACAGCAUUUCGCUCCUAUUCUCAACAGAGUGGUUCCAAGCAUGAAAUAUGUUUUAGUGUUUUAUAUGAUGCAUCUUUGCAUGUAUACAGGAAUAAUUUAAAGAAAAUGAACUAUGGAAGAGAGUACAUCAUAUUUAGGUAGUCAGAGUGGCAUAUUUCUUGUAGAGAUGAUGUUCGUUUGUGACAUAGCUGCAAGGAACAGCCAGAAAACGACAAUAGCAGAUGUGUCUUACACAUGGAAGGAGGUUUGACUUCAUGGAUAAAGACACUAUGCAACGAAUACGGUGACUGGUCAUUAAAAAAAACAAGAAGUGUGCGGACGCCUUAAGACCUUGAAAAUAUGGCCUGCGAACCAAAAGUUCGAAUCCCGUGUCAUGCUGCUUUACCAUCGGCAGCCGGAGUCCGAGAGAGCACAGUUGGCCAUAGUUUCUCUGGGUGGGUAGGUGGCACUCUCAUCCUUCAUUAUUCCCACUGCAAUGCUGGUAAGAAAGUGGAGGAUAUUUAGGUAGUCUGAGGGGCAUAGUUCUUGAAGAGAGUUUGUUUGGCUUGGGUGACCAAUGUGACCAAACUGCUAAAAACAGCCAGAAAAUGACAUCAGCAGCCAGAGUCCGAGAGAGCACAGUUGGCCAUGCUUUCUCUAGGAGAAUAGGUGGCUCUCUCUGUUGGCUGUUGUAUCAGUGCUAAGGACCUGAUGCUUUUCUUCAAGCACUGGCUGCAGAUUGAAAAAAGUGGCAGUGGUUUAGUUUACAUGUAUCACAGGAGGCAUGUGCUUGUACUGACUUGUACUGGCGGUGUCAGGAGCAUAGCUAGUGAUGCUGCUUUACCAUCAGCAGCCGGAGUCAGAGAGAGCACAGUUGCCCAAUCCUUUUUUUUGUAUUCCAUUUACAAGCAGCGCGGAAUUUUUGCCACAAUGAAACAUAAUCGUUGUCCAAUCAGAAGCCACUACGGAAUUUGGGGCGGGGCUGAAAAAAACAGUCAGAAGAGCACUGAAAUGUGCUUUGAACCAGAGAAAAUGUAUUUUGCGACAGGAUAUAAGAGAAAAUAAACUCUCUAAUUCUAUAAAUUAAGGUUAGUACAGUUACAGAUAAAUACAUGCUUUUUAGAGUUGAGUAGAUUUUAACAAAGACUCUGGGAGUUUUUACUUUGGCCUUUUUUCCAGACACGGUUGCGCUUUCUCCAGGGUUUCCAGAGUACCGAUCUCCGCUUGGGUGUCUGGGGUUUACUGGUGCUUUGGGUGGUGUGUGUUUGGUGUAUUUAGUUAUUUUUUUUAUUGUGCUGCUUCCCCUUAGUUUUCCCAGAGUUUUACUUCCCCAGAGUAUUGAGUAUUGUAUAUUUCUCAGCCCUGCCACAAAUUCAGUAGUGGGUUCUGAUUGGACAGUGAUUACAUUUCAUUGUAGCACAAAUUCCACGCUGCUCCUAGACGAAAUGUAAUCCUGUGCAUUGUGAUUUGCUUUUGAACAUUCGCUGCACAGUCACACAGUGGAAUACAAUGCAGAUUGCAUUUCUAACACAAAUUCAGUUUGCUUUUAAAAAUGUAAAUUGUUGUGUAUUGUUUUUCCAUAAAUAGACUCAAGUGCAGUGAAAUAUAAAAUGUAAUAGUGGUUUUGCAUUUCAUUUUGGCAUGUAUUCUGCAUGUUAGUGAGAAAAAGCAAAAAAAGUCCUGAUACAGCUAAAUCAUGGAUAUUGUUGGUGUCUUGGUGGGUUGGUCAUGCCGCUUAAUAGCUAAUAGCUUGAUGCUAGAUUAGCCAGCAUACUAACCAGACAAUAAGCUGGAACUGCUACAAGCCCACAUGCCCCAACUUGAGAAGCCAUGAUCCCUCCUACAGGUGACAAAGUUCAGUGGAACAACAAAAGCAACUUGUCGCGUGCCAGUGGGAACGCAGGGUUGGUUUUAAGUGGUUUCGGCAGAAAAACAGGAUGAAAGUAAAGCGUCGGUGAAGGUUAAUUUCAUUUUGAGUCAUUUGCCCGCAGACCAACAUCUUGUCUGCCCACAAUAACAGUUGUUUUAUUGUCAAAUUAGUGCUCUCAGAAGACAAAAGGUCUUUAUCAACUGCAUUUUAUCGUAAAUAGACAUGCAUUUGCACUGCCUCUGAAAAAAAAUAAAUAAAUAAAAACACUACCUCUGUACUAGUACUAGUAGUGAAGAACGUCUAUUAGCAAGACUCUAUUAGUAGUACUCUAUUGAGUGGCUUCUGAGACGACCUGCGCUCAGGAUGUCCCUCUGGUUUAUGAAAACGUGUGGUUUUGAACACACAUAUAUGGUGUACUGUGCUUUAAAGCCCUUGUUUCCUUGUUUUGUGUUUGUGGACUACUAAAUAUGAUUCAUUUGAAUGUUUGAACACUUCUCUGGAAGCCUCCUCACCCACCUCAGCCGUGUGGUUAAACCUUUCUAUAAGUCACCCUCAUGUGUUCAAACUGGACGGAUCAGCAGCCCGCUUUCUAUUUAUUGCCUUGUCUUGAUGCAUGGUCUCUUGUGAUUGCCAUGAAUGUUUUAUUUUAUUUUAAGAAUUUCUAUGUUCAUUGAUGCUCAUUUCUGUAUCUUUUUUUUCAUUGAUGUACUCACUGUGUUGUUUACAAUUCAACUGAAACCAUUUAAAGGUAACUGAUGAAAUAAACACUUCCAUUUUUAUUUUGUAAGACAUAAAAAACCUGUUUCGUACAUUUAC
Astyanax mexicanus (Mexican tetra) is the source of this 6392-nucleotide messenger RNA. Its product is annotated as vWFA and Collagen domain-containing protein. Lineage: Eukaryota; Metazoa; Chordata; Actinopteri; Characiformes; Acestrorhamphidae. The coding region runs from base 155 to 3022 and encodes 955 amino acids. The transcript is spliced from 32 exons. The record is from RefSeq and is a predicted model, not a curated record.